Messenger RNA from Leptopilina boulardi, 1366 nucleotides. It is a transcript of the gene BORCS5, whose product is annotated as BLOC-1-related complex subunit 5. Lineage: Eukaryota; Metazoa; Arthropoda; Insecta; Hymenoptera; Figitidae. Gene Ontology annotation, biological process: positive regulation of anterograde synaptic vesicle transport; lysosome localization; organelle transport along microtubule. The transcript has 2 exons. Gene Ontology annotation, cellular component: cytoplasmic side of lysosomal membrane; synaptic vesicle membrane; BORC complex. The record is from RefSeq and is a predicted model, not a curated record. Bases 334 to 1131 code for a protein of 265 amino acids.
AUCAGCUGAUGUGAAAUGACAGCUUAAAGAAAAGUAUACUAUUGACAUUGCACAUAAACUCAAGUUCUCUCUCUUUUUUUUUUAAUAAUAGUAAAAAGUCUUUUUUUUUGUUCCACAAAAUGGGUUUACUAACUCAAAAGCAAAUAAAAUGAUAUUCGCUAAAGGAAUAACUUAACUAAUAAUCAAAAUUAAGCACCAAAAUCUCCAGACACAAAUCAAACUGGAAAACUUAGUACAUAUAAUAUAUCAUAAAAUUAAUCUUUCCUAGAAUCCAGCUUAACACAAGAAGAAGUGAAACGAAUUAAAAUCAACAAAAAAAAAAAAAAAAAAGAAAUGGGAUCGGAGCAAAGUGCCCAGGCAGGUGGUGCUCAGGGAGCAGAAGGAACAAGAGCAAGAAUAGCUCAACUUCGACGGGGUAAAAGUGUUCCAAAUAGGGAAACAGUUCCCGAGGAUACACCACCAAGAUGUACAAGUCCCGGUCCUAGUAUUUGUUCGGAUUCUGAUUUGCCUUACAUAUCAUACACAGUGAACAGACCAAUAGGCGAUUCACCAAAGAUGACCAACAAGCAAGCACAACUUUCUCGUGGAAAAAGUGUCGGUCAAGAAGUAACAAGACGAAAAUCAAAUGUAACUAGUGGCAUAGGACACAGAAAAGUGCAUAAUAUUGUUGUCGUUAAACCGGCAAUAUCUGAUCCAACAGCCGAUAAGGAUCCAGAUUUGGUGAAACUUUUAAAAAUACCCAUGUUUCUACCAAUUAUGAGAGGUACACUUAAUUUACCACCGGGAGUUCGUGAUCCAGAAGUAUUGGAAAGAUUAGAUCCAAUUGGACUGUUUAAUUUAUGUGCAAGAUAUCAACAUCAUUUAAAUAAUAGUGCUCAAUAUGUUGCAAGUGAACAACUUGCAUUGUGCACAAGUGUUGAUGGAGAAGUGACGCGACUUUUGGGAAUUGCAACUGAGAGACAAAAGAAAUUUGCAAAAUUCGCUGAACAAUUGGGAAAAAUUCAUGAGCUCAGUAGACAACUCACAAAGUGCCAUAUGCAACUUAAUCAGACGCUUGAGAGUUUAGAGACGUUAAAUAAUUUGCUACCAAUUGAAGAGAGGCUGGAACCUUUCGUCUGGACAACAGGAUAAAAGUUCAUUUUUAUAGUGUUUCAUAUUUUUCUUUUAAUUUCAAAACACUAAAUUCCUCAAGACUGUUUCUAUUUAAUGUAAAAUAUUAGUCUUAUUAAAAUGUUUAUUUAAAUUAUUUUGCAAAAUAGUAACUUUCAAUAUAAAAGAUAUUAAAAGGUACAAACAUUAAUUUUAUUCAUUAUUUCUAGUUUAUUUUUAAAUUAUUGUAAAAUAAAAAUAAAUCAUUGUUUGAAAA